Molecule: messenger RNA, 1830 nt
Organism: Haemorhous mexicanus (house finch)
Lineage: Eukaryota; Metazoa; Chordata; Aves; Passeriformes; Fringillidae
Product: polyunsaturated fatty acid lipoxygenase ALOX15B-like
Exons: 10
Coding region: 187-1779 (530 amino acids)
Biological process (GO): lipid oxidation; linoleic acid metabolic process
Molecular function (GO): protein binding; oxidoreductase activity, acting on single donors with incorporation of molecular oxygen, incorporation of two atoms of oxygen; metal ion binding
Source: RefSeq, a predicted model, not a curated record
CCGGAAGAGCCGCCGGAAGUGAAGGCGGAAGUGACGGCUUAACCCCGCCCAUUCCCAUCUCCCUUCGCCGCCAUUGGCCGCGCCUCACCGCACGGCGCUGCGAUUGGCCGGCCGGCGCGUGAGCCCCGCCGCCAUUGGCUCCGCCCCGCGUCAAUCACCGUGAGGGGGAGCACCGCCGCCAUCGCCAUGGCCACGUACCGGGUGCGGGUCCGUACCGGCACCGCUCCCGGCGCCGGCACCAGCGACGCCAUCGCCGUGACGCUGGUGGGGAGCCGCGGCAGCAGCGCCAGGACCGCGCUGGACGGGUGGGGGCCCGACUUCCAUUGCGGGGCGGUGACAGAGUACCAGGUGUGUGUCCCCCGCCCCCUGGGCCACCUGCUCCUGCUCCAGGUGCACAAGGGGCCCUGCGGGGGCCUCCCCGAGAGCUCCUGGUACCUGGAGAACGUCACCGUGUGGGGACAGCGCGGGGACACACCUGGGGACACACCUGGGGACACAGCUGGGGACACCCCGGACACCUCGGACAGCGAGGACAGCGCUGGGGACAGCGAGGAGGAGGAGGAGGAGGAGGAGGAGGAGGAAGGUGACAGCGAGGACGAGGUGACGGACGAGGAGGAUGAGGGGACAGGUGACAGCGAGGGGACAGGUGACACCCAGGAGGAGGAGGAGGAGGAGGAGGAGGAGGAGGAGGAGCCGGAGGACGACGCAGGUGACACAGGUGACAUCGGCACUGCCAGCGCAGGUGACAGCUGUGUCCCCGCAGGUGACCCCGAUGACGUCACUCACCUGGGCCCCUUCCACUUCCCCUGCUACCGCUGGCUGGAGGGGUACGGCACCUGGGAGCUGCCCGAGGGCACAGCCACCACGCCGGCCAUGGAGCGACACCCGCGGCUGCAGCGACAGCGCCGGCGACACCUGGUGCAGCAACGGCGGCGCUACAGGCUGGCCCCGUUCGCCCCCGGCCUGCCCUGGGCGCUGCCCCUGGGGACGCCGCUGGAGCCCGACCUGAGCUACUCCUGGGCCAAGGCCUCGGCCUUCUACCUGAGGGGCAGCGCCGCGAACCUGGAGGCCAAGCUCCGGGGGUUCCUGGCCCAGCCCAGCUCGUGGCCCAGCGUGGAGGCCAUGACCCGCGUGUUCCGCUGCUUCCACACGCCUGUCACCGAGUACGUGGUGCGGCACUGGCAGGAGGACGCGUUUUUCGGGGAGCAGUUCCUGAGCGGGGUGAACCCCGUCCUGCUGCGCCGCUGCCGCCGCCUGCCGCCCAACCUCCCGCUCAGCGAGGCCCUGGUGGCCCCGAGCCUGGGCCCGGGGACAUCCCUGCAGCGGGAGAUGGAGGCAGGGAACAUCUACCUGGCCGAUUAUGGGGUGCUGCAGGGGCUCCCCACGGCGCUCAUCGACGGCCGCCCCACCUUCGUGGCCGCCCCCCUGUGCCUGCUGCACCAGCGCCCCGACGGGGAGCUGCUGCCCCUCGCCAUCCAGCUGUCCCAGGAGCCGGGCCCCGAGUCGCCGCUGUUCGUGCCGCAGGACCCGCCCUGGCUCUGGGCGCUGGCCAAGGCCUGGGUGCGCAGCUCCGAGUUCCACGUGCACGAGGCGCUGACUCACCUGCUCCGGGCUCACCUGCUGGGAGAGGUGUUCGCCCUGGCCACGCUCAGGCAGCUGCCACCGCAGCACCCCCUCUUCAAGGUAACCCCAGAACACAAAAACCCCAAAAAAUCCCAGUCUGAAACGCCCAAAAUCCCAAAAAAUCCCGCUCUGAAACCUCAAAAAACUCCACCUUGAAACCCCCAAACCCCGAAAAACUCCACCCUGAAACCCCAAAAAAUCCCACUC